AUGUCUUCUCAACCUCGUAUUUUAAAUGUUGGCACAGGUGCUGUGGGUGCAAUCUACUCAUGGCGACUGGCCAAGUCUUGUCUUGUCACUACUGUCUGUCGUUCUAAUUAUGAAAUAAUCAGACAACAUGGGUUUCAAAUUGAUUCUGCAAAGUUUGGCAAAGAUAUCUUUCGUCCACAUAAAGUGGUUCGCCAUGUUAGCGAAUGUGUUUCUGAAGAGCCUUAUGAUUAUAUUUUGGUCACCAUGAAAGCCCUUCCUGAAUGCUAUAAUGUAGCAGACAUCAUUGCUCCUGCUGUGUCUGAAAAGACAACCAUUGUCUUGAUCCAAAAUGGCUUAGGUGUAGAAGAGCCCAUCAUUGAACGCUUUCCUAAUAACCCUAUUGUGUCUAUUGUGGCCUAUAUUGGUACAUCUCAAACAGGUCUUGGUCAAAUCAAGAUGGUUGGGAAAGAAUCGUUGGUGGUUGGUAAAUACCAUGCUGCCAAAACAGAUUCAGACAAGCAGCGAGAAGCCUUGAUUGAGUUGUUCAAGAAGGGUGAUGUCGAUGUUCAAGUAGUAGAUGAUGUGGAACGUGUACGUUGGCAAAAACUGUUUUGGAAUGCUGCUUUCUCUCCUGUCUGUGCCAUGACAGGCAUGAACACAACAGAAUGUCUGAAUAAUCCGGAGGCCAUGAAGAGUGUCAAAAAAGUGAUGGGUGAAGUGAUAGAUGCUGCUAUUGCCAAUGGUUAUGAUUUUAAUCAUGAUGAACAAAUGAACAUUAUGAUCUCUCGAACAGAAGCUACAGCACAAAACUAUAAACCCUCUAUGCAAUUGGAUAAAGAGCGUUCAAGUCCUAUGGAAAUAGAAGUUAUUCUCGGUACUCCAUUAAAGAGAGCAAAAGCCAAAGGUUUAAAUGUACCCUUUUUAGAAAGUAUUCAUGCUCUUUGUAGUGCUGCCAAUGCUCAUAUCAUGAAUCAAAACAAGAAAUAA
Messenger RNA from Gilbertella persicaria, 966 nucleotides. RefSeq names its product 2-dehydropantoate 2-reductase. NCBI's taxonomy places the organism in Eukaryota, Fungi, Mucoromycota, Mucoromycetes, Mucorales, Choanephoraceae. Gene Ontology annotation, molecular function: 2-dehydropantoate 2-reductase activity. The record is from RefSeq and is a predicted model, not a curated record. Gene Ontology annotation, biological process: pantothenate biosynthetic process. The transcript is spliced from 5 exons. Bases 1 to 966 code for a protein of 321 amino acids. Gene Ontology annotation, cellular component: cytoplasm.